AUGAGCUACAGAUAUAGAAAUCCAGAAAACAGUUCCAGUAAGUCCUGGUAUGAAUACACAGACAUAUUUACAUAUAAGGAAGACAUAAAGACAGAGAACACCGCGGGCGCCGUGGGGGAGGGUUUGCCCAUGUGUGUGCACACACACGACUCGUGGCUGCCUACAGCGCCUGUUGAGAAAGCUACAGUAGUUGCUGAAACACUUGGACUUUGUGUUCAAGAAGAAUCUGAAUCUCAAGGCCCUCGGAGCCCUGUUGGUGAUGAACUCUACCGCUGUCUGGGAGGGGAUCACAAAAAACAAGGUUUUGAGGAAUGUAGAAGAAAUAGUGAAGAUAAUUUAAGGUUUUCAGAUUCAAAGACUCCUCUUCAAAAAGAAUUGACUAAUUGGGUAUCAUCUCCUGUAUUUGGAGCUACCUCUAACAUGAAAAGUAGUUUAGGUUUGAAUACAAGUUUGUCCCCUUCUCUUUUAGAGACUGGGAAAAAAACCCAUCUGAAAACAGUGCCCCUCAGCAACACUUGUGCUUCUGGACUAGAGAAACCUAGGUCAAAAUCUGAAGACAACGCCCUUAUCACACAUCAUCUUCUUGGGACUGAAGUAAACAAGAUCCCUAAUCAGUCAUCUUCUAAUAAGCAGAUGCUUAUAAAUAAAAAUACAAGUGAACCCCUAACUGAGCAAGAUAGUAUUGAUCACAUUAAAGAUACUGAUAAAGAUAAACAUGUGGUACCCCUGAAGUCACUGGGAGGCAGAACCAAAAGGAAGAAAAUUGAGGAAGAAAGUGAAGAUGAAGUAAUCUGUCCCCAAGCCUCCUUUGAUAAAGAAAAUGCUCUUCCUUUUCCACUGGAUAGUCAUUCUUCCAUGAAUGGAGACUAUGUGAUGGAUAAACCUCUGGAUCUGUCUGAUCGAUUUUCAGCUAUCCAACGUCAAGAGAAGAGCCAAGGAAGUGAGAACUCUAAAAUCAGAUUUAGGCAAGUGACUCUCUAUGAGGCUCUGAAGCCCGUUCCAAGGGACUCUUCCUCAAGCUGCAAGGCCUUGAGCAGGAGCUGUGAGCUAACCAAAGACUCCCCAGAAGAGCCCUGUUUACAGGAGUCCCUUUUCCAGUCCUUGAGUAAAUCUCCAGAUAAUAAAACACUGUUACAAAUAAAGGAAGAAAACCCAGUAUUUAAAAUCCCUCUUCGUCCAUGUGAAAGUUUGGAGACAGAGAAUCUUUUUAAUGACACAAAGGGUGCUGGUUCUCAUGAGCCUAUAAAGAUAAAAACCAGAUCCAUCCAUGGAGCAUGUGAAGUUGCAUCAGUUCUUCAGUUAAAUCCAUGUAGAAUUGCUACAACAAAACCUCUAGAAAACAACCAAGAUGUAUCCUUUGAAAAUAUCCAGUGGAGUAUAGAUCCAGGAGCAGACCUUUCUCAGUAUAAAACAGAUGUUACUGUAGAUGAUACAAAGGAUGGCAGUCAGUCAAGAUUAGCAGGAGAGACAGUGGACAUGGACUGUAUGUUGGUUAGUGAAACCAUGCUGUUAAAACUGAAGAAGCAAGAGCAGAAGGGAGAAGAGAGUCCAAAUGGAGAAAGAAAGAUGAAUGAUAGCUUGGAAGACAUGUUUGAUCGGACGACACAUGAAGAAUAUAAGUCCUGUUUGGCAGAGAGCUUCCCCCAGGUAGCAAAUGAAGAGAAGGAAUUGUCAACUACUACAAAAAAAACAAACACUCCUGGUGAUAAACAAGAUAAAGUCAAACAGAAAGCAUUUGUGGAGCCAUAUUUUAAAGGUGAUGAGACUGAAUUACAAAAUUUUCCUCAUAUUGAGGUUGUUCGGAAGAAAGAAGAGAGAAGAAAAUUACUUGGACACACAUGUAAGGAAUGUGAAAUUUAUUAUGCAGAUUUUCCAGCAGAAGAAGAAAAGAAGUUGGCUUCCUGCUCAAGACACCGAUUUCGCUACAUUCCACCCAACACACCAGAGAAUUUCUGGGAAGUUGGUUUUCCUUCUACUCAGACUUGUAUGGAAAGAGGUUACAUUAAAGAAGACCUUGAUCCUUGUCCUCGUCCAAAAAGACGGCAGCCUUACAAUGCAAUGUUUUCUCCAAAAGGCAAAGAGCAGAAGACAUAAAUGUUGAAGCAAAAACAGAAGAGAGGACAAUUUUCUUUUUAGUUAUUUAUAGUUAAAGUUGGUGUUAAACGUUGAUUUUUUUUGAUCUUCUGUAAACUGGUUUAUAAAUCAUUUUUCUAUUGAAAGUGUUUUUAAAUGGCAUUUACUCAUCACACAGACAACUAUUUAAAAAUGUGGAUAAGUUUAUGUUGUAUUUUCUUGUUUUUGCACCUUGUAAAUAACGAGGCGCUUUUAUUUUGCACUAUAAAUUAAGAGUUGUAUAUUACUUUAUUUGGUAAUACCUAAUUACAAUUUUGAAAAUACAAUAGCUAAAAAAAAAAAAAAAGAAAGCCUACAAACAAUGACGUUUGCCCUUCCACCCCAUAACUGACACCUGGACCUCGAUCUCUCCACUGAAAGAAACUCAGGCUCCCUGAAGCAAUGACUGACUCCAGGACUGGUGCACAGAGAAUACAAGAUAAGCCUGAAACAUCUUCUCAAUAGAAAGUAAGCAAACAUUCAGAAAAUGGAGGGACCUGUCAGAGGCCAAAGAAACGGGCUUGAUCAAGUUCUCCUUGGCCAAGUGGGGCACAAUUUGAGCAUCAAAAAAACAAUGAGAGUAAAGAUUGCAACAGGACCCCAUGAGCCCAGACCAACAUAUGUGAAUGAGUAAACAAACACAGAGAAGGAAAAACUUGACAACCAGUACCUGUCAACUGAUCUAGAAGACAUGACUGGAUUUUUUAAAAUCACCAUUUGAUAGCUCUUAAUAGUAAAGUAAUGCUCAAAAUUCUCUAAGCCAGGCUUCAGCAAUAUGUGAACCAUGAACUUACAGAUGUUCAAGAUGGUUUUAGAAAAGGCAGAGGUUUAGAAAGAUGGUAACGAUAACCCUAUAUGCAAAACAGAAAAAGAGACACA
Messenger RNA from Dama dama (fallow deer), 2991 nucleotides. Its product is annotated as DNA endonuclease RBBP8-like. The record is from RefSeq and is a predicted model, not a curated record. Gene Ontology annotation, cellular component: site of double-strand break. NCBI's taxonomy places the organism in Eukaryota, Metazoa, Chordata, Mammalia, Artiodactyla, Cervidae. Gene Ontology annotation, molecular function: double-strand/single-strand DNA junction binding; damaged DNA binding; single-stranded DNA binding. Gene Ontology annotation, biological process: DNA double-strand break processing involved in repair via single-strand annealing; double-strand break repair via homologous recombination.